ACGUGAAGUAACCGAGUUGCUGUAAAAUUGAACCAUCCCUUUUAGGUCUCAUUGGUUUUCUCUCCUAUUUAUAAGUAGUAGAAAUCAGGCAUGACAAAGGAAUCAGAGUAUAAGAAGAUUUAUAUGCUCUGAAAAUGGAGACCGAUGUUUCUAUCCAUCGCAACUACACUAAUAUAUAUUAUCAUUUUGCUUCUCUGUCCUUUUCUGUAUAACUACUUGAAGAGUUCAAUUAUCAGGAUUGCUAGGGUUUUUGUUUCGAGAUUGAUGAUCACAAUGAAUCUGGUCGUGGUUUUGGUGGUGUUUCUGUUUGGGCAAUUUUCUAUGACGAAGGCCAACGUGGUGCUGAUCGGGAACAAUGUCACUCUCUCUUUCGACGACAUUGAAGCUAAUUUUGCUCCAGCGAUUAAGGGUUCUGGGGAAUGUGGAGUAUUGUAUUUGGCAGAGCCUGUGGAUGCAUGCUCGACAUUGACUAACAAAGUUGAAAAAGGCACGAAUUAUAGCUCCCCUUUCGUUUUGCUCAUAAGAGGAGGGUGUAGUUUUGAGGAAAAAGUUAGAAGAGCUCAGAAGGCCGGGUUCAAAGCUGCAAUUGUCUAUGACAAUGAAGAUGGCGGCGUCUUGGUUUCAAUGGCAGGAAAUUCAGCUGGUAUAAAAAUACAUGCUGUGUUCGUUUCAAAAGCUUCUGGUGAGGUACUGAAAAAGUACGCCGGACUUACUAACAUGGAGCUGUGGCUAAUCGCAAGCUUUGAGAACUCAGCGUGGUCAAUCAUGGCAAUCUCUUUCAUUUCCUUGCUUGCCAUGUCUGCAGUGUUGGCUACUUGUUUCUUUGUUCGCAGGCAUCGAAUAAGACGAGAAAGGCCCCAAGCUUCUCGUGUCCGAGAAUUUCAUGGGAUGAGCAGUCGCUUAGUAAAAGCAAUGCCAAGUUUGAUAUUUACAGCUGUUUUAGAGGACAACUGUACUUCAAGAACAUGUGCUAUAUGUCUUGAGGACUAUAGUGUUGGAGAGAAACUCAGAAUUCUGCCAUGUCGUCAUAAAUUUCAUGCUUUCUGUGUGGAUUCUUGGCUUACUUCAUGGAGAACCUUUUGCCCAGUUUGCAAGCGUGAUGCAAGAGCUAACACGAGUGAUCCACCGGCUUCAGAAUCCACACCAUUGCUUUCAUCCAGCCCAUCAUCAUCUGUGGGCUCUUCUGUACUUUCAUCUAUGAGAUCAUCUCUAGCAUCAUCUUCAGCCAUGCAGAUAGUACCAGCAUUGUCGCAGUCUCCAUAUUCUCUUUCUCACUCUCAUGCUAGCUCAACUCACAUUCAGCAGUCUCUUAGGUCCUCCUACCGCCAGUCCCCUUCUAUUAGUGUCAGCAGAAGCUCAGUGGACCUCCGUAAUGCCUCGUCCCAAAGAUCUCAUGCUUCCUAUUUUGUUUCCCCCAAUUCCUUUGGUUACCCAUCUUUGUCACCCCUGAACUCAAGAUACCUGUCUGUUGCACACAUUCCAAGCCCUAGCAAUGCGUCACCAAGCUUCAUCAGCUCGUCCAGUCAUCAACAUCAUCCACUACAUUGUAGUGAGUCAGCUGCAACAUUUUCUCCUUUUGCUUCGGCCCAAUCUCUUCCUGAAUGCUGAUCGAAAUUUACAAAAUAGUCUGAGAGGGAAGUGAAUCCAGAUGCCUUUCAUCACUCUGACCUCACGUUACUUUUUGAAGUAUUGUGAUUGGGGUCGUAUGAUGUGAAUGCUUGUAUGCUAGAAUUUAUACCUGAAUGUGUCUUGUUACCACCUCACAUGUAUAUUAAAUAUUUAUGUUGUCUAUAAGUUUAAUUUGCAAGUUGUGUUUAUGGUUCGUAUUUCUAUAUUGGAUGUUUAUCAAAUUUUCACAAAGUCAAAGAGUGAGUUGUGUUGUGCUGUGUUCGAUAUUGUGAACAUUGCGUUUGAUAUUCGGCAUUGGUGAAUGUUAUUAGGGGGCAUUUGGGAUUGUUUUCAGAAGAAAUAAUCUACUUACUUUAAAAGUGUUGAUAAUGCCAGUGUUUGGUAAAUGAAAUCCCCUUUCUCUCACAUUAGAGUAGUCGUCUUUGUUUGUGGGUAUGGUGUAGCUUUCACUAGUUAGCAGACGCCUCUUCUUCUUCAUCUUCACAUAGUUGCUGCAGAUCUUUAAGCUCAUCAGAGACAAAUUAUUGCUAACGGCGACUACCCACUCAUCAAGUCAUCAGUUAAGCUUUCUAGAGAAUUCAGGAUUUAGUCAUAUUUACCUAGAAGCAUAUACCAAAUGGGAAGGAAUAACAAUGUGGCAAAUGGAUCAAAAGUUGCGGCUCAUGGAAUAAUCAUAGUGUGGCUAUAUUCUGUAACCUGUGUAUCAAGGAGGUGGAGGCAGGAAAUCGUCGCAGCAUUGUUUGAAGGAAGUGGGAUGGAAAAAAUGAAAGGUUAAAUCCACUAUAGAGAGGAAAAUAGUAUGAUAAAACAGAAUGGAAAAACAAAUGGGAUGCUCCCAAAGAGCAACGGAAAUUGUGGAAAGAACUAAUUGAGAAGGAAACUGGCUCUGGGGUGAAAUCCCAAACUUGGUACAAUUGACGCUUCUGAUGAAAGCUAGUGCAAUAAAAUUCAGGUAAAUAAUUGCGUAACAAGGUCAUUAGUCUUAAAUUGGAGGAGCAGCUCGAUAGGAUGUUCAUAAACACGACGACAACUGGUGGACAUGCUUGGGCACCCAGUUCUGGUGUACUUCCAUCUGACAUUCCGGAGGCAUCUAAAGUUGAUGGCUUUCUGCAAGAAAGUAGUGGUGAUCUAGAUGAUCUGAUCGCAAUAGAAUAAAUCUACCAACACUAGUUGCCAUUAACAUGUAUUAUAGAGAAGCUAUUUGGCAGGGUUCCGGGGUACAUACAAUAUAACCUCAACCAAAUUUUUCACUCUUUCCUUCUGCUGUUAUACAUAACCUCAUGCUCCGUUUCUCUUC
Messenger RNA from Prunus dulcis (almond), 2926 nucleotides. RefSeq names its product receptor homology region, transmembrane domain- and RING domain-containing protein 2. The record is from RefSeq and is a predicted model, not a curated record. NCBI's taxonomy places the organism in Eukaryota, Viridiplantae, Streptophyta, Magnoliopsida, Rosales, Rosaceae. Bases 145 to 1608 code for a protein of 487 amino acids. The transcript has 6 exons.